Molecule: messenger RNA, 6031 nt
Organism: Drosophila santomea
Lineage: Eukaryota; Metazoa; Arthropoda; Insecta; Diptera; Drosophilidae
Gene: vn
Product: protein vein
Exons: 5
Coding region: 2232-4247 (671 amino acids)
Biological process (GO): animal organ development; intracellular signal transduction; nervous system development
Molecular function (GO): signaling receptor binding
Source: RefSeq, a predicted model, not a curated record
CGUUUUCGCGGCAUCAAAUCGAGCAGACCUGUGCCGCUCCGCAGAGCGAGUUCGCCCAAAUAAAAAAAAGAAUUAUACGAAAUUCCGCCUGUGUUAGGAGCAGAGAAAAGAAUAAUUUUAAACCAACAUACACAAUCAGUUAGUUUCCACCGACAGUCCGCAGAAACCAUUCGACGACAACGGUACGGGCGCGCGAUUGUCGGCAAUCCGAAAGAUAGCCAAAUAUUAUUACUCUUCAGAUACUCACCGAGGGCGUUGAUUGAAGAUCACCCAGACAACUGCAGUUUCGAGUGAAGUGUUUUUUCAAAUCACUACAAAAUUCUGUGUGAAAAAUUGUGCAUUAAUUAAUUAAUUAAUCAAAAUAAAUACAAGCUUCCUGCGAAUUUCACCAGCUGAAGCAACCGAAGUGACACCCGCCAAGCAAAUCGAACCCAAAUCGAUCGAUCGAUCGAACGUGUGAAAAGGACUUUCGGUUUCAUUCAGAGUGUGCGAUUAAGCGAUGGAUUGCUGAUUUUCCCCGGCAAAGCGCACUUUUUGCGGAAUAAAUAUAAAAAAGAAAAUAACAACCGCCGUGGCAACUAUAACAAUAAAAACAACAACAGCCGUGUGGCAUCUUCAUAGAAGCAACAAGUUCUGUCUGCACUUCGUAUAUGUACUUAUCACAUGGACAUAUAUACGCACAGAUAUAUAAAACAAAAAACGAUCGAUUCUCGUGCCAGCGCGUGUGAUUGUGUGCGUGUACCCAUGUUGCAUAUAUAUAUGCACAAAAAAUAUAUAUAUAUACAUAUAUAUAUAUCUAGAGCCGACUGUUGCGACGACUUUUCUAUAUAAUCGGGCUAGUGAGCACGCAGACAACGAAAAGGUGCACAACUACACCAACAGAUGCGGGUAUAUAUGUAUUGCACAUAUAUCUAGCCAAAGCCAAAGUAGAAGAUAUAUAUAUAUAUGCGUAUAAGCUGAACGCGGCGCACUCUGCUCUGUUUUUUCUUUUAUAAUUACUUUUGUCUAAAAUUAGAAGACGUGUGUGUUGUGUGUGCCCCGUCCGUGUAUCCGUAUCCGUGAGAUACGCGUGAGUGUCCGCGUCUGCUAUAUCGCACAUCAUCAUCGCCGUACACCAUCCGCCGUCCAACAUCCACCAUCAUCAUCAUCAUCAUCAUCGCCAUCGCCAUCACCAUCAUCGUCGUCUUCGUCGUCGUCGUCAUCGUCAUCAGAGAUCAGAGAUCUGCGGCGGAGUGUGUGCCAGAAAAGACGACUCGUGAAUCAGACUACGGCUGCGACUACGGCUACGACUACGGGUGCGACUACGGCUAUAUAGGCGAGAGAUCGCGUAUACGGCCAGACAAACAUUAUCGUAUAUCUGGUGGCGAGGAUUACAAUUACAAGAUCAGCAAACGCAACAGCAGCAGCAGCAACAGCAACAGCAGCAUCAGCAGCAACAUCAGCAGCAGCAGCGGCAUCCGAAGCUAAAGCCGAAUACGAAUACGAGUACGAAUAUCCGAGCCGCACAACCGAAUACGAAUACGUUUACGAAUACGAAUCCGAAUCCGAACACGAAUCGAGGCGAUUCGAAACGAUCGCGCGCGUGAAAAGCCUCGUGAAGAAAAGCGCUACGAGCAAAAAAAAAGUGGGGGAAAAAUCAAACGCCACGCGACCUUAGGCCCGUCCAAUUUUGGGGGGGGUGGGCGUGCAGCGGGGCGUGGCCGUGCGUCGACUCCUAGCGAUCGCUCAAGUGAAACGCCGUGAAAUUCUGUUCAGAUAACAAAAAUGAGUCACCAAAAUAAGCAGCAACAGCAACAACAGCAACAGAAGCAGCAACAGCAACAUCAAAAGCAACAGCAACUAUCGAGUGCGGCCAAGUGUUCAUAAAUUAAUGCUAGGCAUACAGUGUGUUAGACCAGUCCGAAAGACACUAUCCCCUCUCUCUCUCGCUCUCGAACAGUCCGUCUCUCUCUCUUGCCCCUGCUGUCGCUCAAAAUGCUACGAAACUAUCGAAAGUAUUUGCAGGAUAAACGGAAAUACGAUAAGCCACAGCGACGAGGCAGCGAGUUUUACAUUUGUCACGUUUAGGCAAAUUGCAAGGACACAGGACACACCAACACCAACACCCCAGCAGCAGCAGCAGCAUCACGCAGCAUCACGCAGCAGCAGCAACGCGCAGCAGCAGCAACACUCGCUAUCGAGAUUUUGUACAUAAAGUCGGGGCAAUAGCAGCAACAACUUUGGAGGACGCCAUGUAUGCGCAACAUUUGCGCAAAUGGAGUCUAAAAACAAAAAAGCAACUAAUGCCAUUGAUAUUGCUAAUUAUCAGCUACAUGUCAGCAACAUGUGUGUUGUCGUCGUCGGCGACGACGCAGCAGCUGCAGCUGCAGCAGCAUCUGCAUCUGCAGCAACAGCAGCAGCACCUUCCAAGAUUAUGGGAAGGCAGUGCCGAAGAAAGCAGCUACUAUAUACCACUGAGUUCGGAUAACGACAGCGGGAGCAGUGAAAGCGCCGAGAGCAGCAGCAGCAGCAGUAGCAGCAGCAGCAGUAGCAACAUCGACAACAAUAUCUUAAGUAGGCUGCUCAGCCGCAACAGCAAUAGUCUUAGUAGCCGUAGCAAUGUUAAGUUAAAGCCAGCAACAGUAUUCGACGCCGGCAGCAGUUCACCCGCUCAGCAGGAGCAACAUGUGGCUGCGGUGCCAGAGCAGCAGCAGCAGCAGCAACUGCAGCAGCAGCAGCAACAGCAGCAACUGCAGCAACAGCAGCAGCAACAGCAGCAGCAGCAGCAACAGCAGCAGCAACAGCAGUCAAUGCAAAAAGUUCCAAAUACUUUAAUCAAUAGUCAAAUAUAUAAUUUAUUAUACAAUGGCAUGCCCAGCGAGGCGGCGAGCAGCAAAACGCGUCGUCACAUUCAAUCCACACAGCUGCCCCAUCAGCUGGAGAGCUUAGCGCAAAUGCCGAGCAACUACAGCAAUCGACCGGCGGUGCGAAGCUAUCUCAUAGAGUCUUAUGAGUUGCCAGUUAGCCAGCUGGCGGAGGAUCACAGUGCGGAGCAGGCGGCGCGAAGUCGUCGCGAUGGCAGCAGCAAUGCCAAUGGCGGCAGUCGGCAGAAACAUCGCAAUGGCCAUCGGAAGCAGUUGCAGCAGGACAGAAGCGAUCAUCGCCGCCAGCGGCAGGAUCAGCAGAAGGAGCAGCGCCGCCAGCAGCAGCAACAGCAGCCGCAUCAGCAUCAGCACAAGAGCAGCAACAAGCAUCACCACCACCAGCAGCAGCAGCAACAGCAGAAGCAGCAGCAGCGCGGGAAGCACCAGCGGAAUCGUCAGCGGAAUCACCAGCGAUCUGGACGCUACUGCUCCGCACGGGAUCCCGCGCAAUUGGCGUAUGCGGCGCCCACCGUUUUCCAGGGCGUCUUCAAGUCCAUGUCCGCCGAUCGGCGGGUGAACUUCUCGGCCACCAUGAAGGUGGAGCGUGUGUACAAGCAGCAGCACGACCUGCAACUGCCCACCUUGGUGCGACUGCAGUUCGCGCUGAGCAACUCCAGCGGCGAGUGCGACAUCUACAGGGAGCGACUGUUGCCGCGUGGCAUGCUGCGAUCCGGAAAUGAUUUGCAGCAAGCGUCGGAUAUAUCCUACAUGAUGUUCGUGCAGCAAACGAAUCCCGGCAACUUCACCAUCCUUGGCCAGCCCAUGAUGGUCAGCGAGUCAGUGAUGAAAGCGGUCGAAUUGGCUGUGAGCGAAAAUUAUGCACAGAACGCAUCGAUCGAGAGGAUCAAGGUGGAGCCGAAUAACACCACCAUCCGGGAUGGUGAGCAACUGAAGAUCAUCUGCAAGGUGUCGGGCUGGCCGCUGCCGAAGGUCACCUGGUUCAAGGACGACAAGUCCAUCAAUCGCAAGCGCAACAUUUACCAAUUCAAGCAUUACAAAAGACGUUCCGAGCUGAUAGUGCGCUCCUUCAAUAGUUCCUCCGAUGCGGGCAAGUACGAGUGCCGGGCCAAGAACAAGGCCAGCAAGGCGAUCGUCAAGCGCCGCAUCAUGAUCAAGCCCUCAGAAGUUCACACUCCUCCAGCAGACGGGUCAGGCUUGGGCACACCCUGCCAAUUCGAGUACUGCUUCCAUGGUGGCGACUGCAGGAUAAUCUCGGAUAUCAACGAGGUCUAUUGUCGUUGCCCAAACGAAUACUUCGGCAAACGUUGCGAGAACAAAAGGCCCGACAGUAGGUACAGCUCUCCCGAAUCAUGCAAAAAUUAUCAGGGAGGUUAUUACUGCUAAAAUAGGCACUUCUAUAGCAUCGAUUGUUUUACGAGUCGAGUCGAGUCGAGUCGAGUCAAACGCGAGUUAUACACAAUACCUAAAUCGAAUCAAAUCAAAUUAAAUCAAAUCAAUCAAACCGAACUCAGUGCCCAUACCAAAAUAACGAAUAACAUAAAGUAAAAUAAAAUAAAAAAAUACGAUAACUUAACAGAUCUAUCUGCAAAGUACUACAACCUAAAAUAGAAAAAAUGGAAAAUCCAACGGAAUUCCCAUGGCACAUUUCACAGCCAUCCUACCACAUUGAAACUUUCUGCGAAACAUCUGAAACAGAGUGACCGAGAAAGUGAAAUAAACCAAAUAUAGUUGAUAAAGCCACAAGCACAGCACACCACCCAAUCAUACAGACAAAAAGUACAAAAACAGUAUGCAGAAUCGAACCCAAAACUAAACUAAACUCCAGACACCCAAUCACACUCCACACACACACACACACACAGACCCAACUAUCAGUCACUUUGUGAAACGACGAACUAAAGGUUUUAUUAGAGAACACAUUCCAAAAAAGAAACAAAGUAAAGUCUUAGUAAUGAAAACAAAGAGUAAACAAAAUAAAUAACUAACCAAGUUGUUCAUAAUAUUAAAUAAUUUUAUUAACUAAAAACCAUAUUAAGAGCAAUCAUUAAAAACGAGAAGAAAUCAAAUAAAUACGAAUAAAAACAAAGGGUGCUAUAGAAGGUUUAUUUUAAAUAGUGUUUACAUAGGAACUUAAUUUAAUUUCAACUCACUCAUCACACAAACCACACCAACCAAAACCACAAGUAAAUGUAAAAAAAAAACAGCAAAACAAAACAAAAUGAUCAAGCAACUCGGACAUACGGACAGACAUACGGACGGACAAGCGGACGGAUAACGGACAACAGAAAAAUUGGCCUAAAAGGGACCUUUGCCCCACAAAGUACUGAGAAACUUGUCGAAUCCUUUGGCUCAUCCCACAUUUACUCACCCGCCCCCCACACACACACACACACAAUAUGAAUAUCCAGAUUUACGAUAAAAAUCAACAGAGGCUCUCUUAGUUAGAUACACGAAUAUCAACACGCAUAAACGCUGGCAAGUUAGCCAAAAAAAAAACUCACUCACCCACAAAGGCAUCGAACUGACUGAACAUUUGAAACGGGAACUGAAUUUUGUUUUGUUUUCAGUGUUAUUAUCUGUAGUUUGCAAAUAUUAAAAACAAACCACAUUCAAUAACUCAUUAUAGUUUAUGAUUUCCAAUUAAUUUUAGUUACUACUCGUUAUUAGACAUUAACCAUUGGCUGUAGAUUUUGACAAACCAAAAAAACCAAACCAAUUCCACCGGAAAGAACCCAAUUAAAAUCAAACAAAACAAACAAUUUCAUUCUGCUCCUCGUUUACUUUUAUUUGGUGAUUGUUUUUUUUCGUAUUUUUUCUUUUCACUAAUCUCCUGCGUUUCCGAUUUGGGUAACUCUGUUCACUUUAUAACUUUCUUAGUUUGUGCUCGUUUCCUCCUUAAGUGUAAACGCCACGGCAAAGUGAGAUCUUAAGCUCGAAUGAACCAAAAAAAAAAAAAGAAAAUGCAAAUGAAAUCACUUAUUUUCAAGUAGUUCUUGCUGAAGACCUUCUCUUCAAAAUAUCCUACUGCAUGGAAUUUUUUCAUUUGAAAGCGCAAUUUGAUGCUUGUAGUUGCCCCUAAUUGUGGAAAUGGUGUUAGCCAGCUUUUAGUUAGCAGUAAAUGAAGAACUGAAAGAUUCAUUUUUUAAUUUUAUUUAUGAUUUAAUCUC